Agrilus planipennis (emerald ash borer) is the source of this 989-nucleotide messenger RNA. It is a transcript of the gene Taf8, whose product is annotated as transcription initiation factor TFIID subunit 8. The record is from RefSeq and is a predicted model, not a curated record. The coding region runs from base 107 to 955 and encodes 282 amino acids. NCBI's taxonomy places the organism in Eukaryota, Metazoa, Arthropoda, Insecta, Coleoptera, Buprestidae. Gene Ontology annotation, biological process: transcription initiation at RNA polymerase II promoter. The transcript is spliced from 5 exons. Gene Ontology annotation, cellular component: transcription factor TFIID complex. Gene Ontology annotation, molecular function: protein heterodimerization activity.
CAUUUUGCUAACCUAUAAAAUGUUGGAAAACAUAAAUUAAGCAGAAAAAAAAUUUUAAACUAUCUUUAAUUUGAUUAAUAUACGUUCUAAUAUAACACAUUUAAAAAUGGAACAAAACGAAAAUGUGUAUAGAAAAAUGCUUGCAGCUACUGUAUCUAACAUUCUUUUAGAAACUGGUUUUGAUAUAUGUGAUAAAGAAUCAUUAGGAUCUUUAACUGAAAUGCUGCAGUGUUUUUUAUGUGAGAUUGGAUCUGUCAGUAAAAAUUAUUGUGAAUUAUCUAGUAGAAGUGAGCCCCUAAUUGCUGAUGUAAUUUUAGGAUUUGUUGAGAUGGGCUUUGAUUUCAGUGGUUUAGAUAAAUUUGCAAAGAGUUUUAAACAUGGUACAUUACCCUCUCUACAACCCCAACAGCCCCAAAAGCAACUUAGUAUGUUACAUGCAGGCACAAAACAGCAACUUCCGAAUUACAUUCCACAUCAUUUACCUCCUUUUCCAGAUCCACAUGCUUAUAUUAGAACCCCUACACACAAACAGCCAGUUAUUGAUUAUGAAGCAAUUAGAGAAAAGGCGGCUAUACAGAAAAAAGAUAUUGAGAGAGCACUAACAAAAUUCUUGGCAAAAACCAAUCCAACUCAUAAUUUAUUUGACAAUGAUGAAUCUAAUAUUUUUCCAUUAAUAGCAUGUAAACCAGCUUUCCCUCCUUAUCUAAGUGCGCUCUUGCUCUCAGAUCAAGUAUUUGAUGCAGAGGACUUGGAAUAUGAUCCUAAAACUCAGGACCAGAAUCAGCCACCCAAAAAGAAACAAAAGUCUGAUAGCAGUGUAUCUGAUGAAAACAAAACAAAUGAAAAAGCUACUGAAAAUAUUACUAUUAAAACUGAGGAAAAGGAAGCACCUAAUUGGGAAAUUGAUAAUCCAUAUUUAGCAGCAACAAAGAUGCCAAUUAAAAAUGAAAUUUAGUUUUUUAAUAAACUGUAUAUUAUUUGCAUAUUUA